GGCCCCUCAGUCCUUACCCAAGAUGAUUCCAGCAGUGGUCUUGCUCUUACUCCUUUUGGUUGAACAAGCAGCGGCCCUGGGAGAACCUCAGCUCUGCUAUAUCCUGGAUGCGAUCCUCUUUCUGUAUGGCAUUGUCCUCACCCUCCUCUACUGUCGACUCAAGCUCCAGGUGCGAAAGGCAGCUAUAGACAGCUAUGAGAAAUCAGACGGCGUUUACACGGGCCUGAGCACCCGGAACCAGGAGACUUAUGAGACCCUGAAGCAUGAGAAACCACCACAGUAAAUUUAGAACAGAUGCCCUUUGUCACUUCCUUCUUCCACUUUCCUCUUAGUCCCCGUGGUUGGCAUCACAUAUGCCUCCCUGCCACUAAUGCCAGCUGACCCUGUCCCUGUAAUGAUGCUAUGCCCCCAUUAAUAGGCACCAGUGGUUCCUCCUCCCUGUCAAAGGCCUCAGAUGCUCUUCAUUAAUGUUUGUAUUCUUGUCUCACCCCCUUAUGGAACCUUCUAAAUCUUCCCCAUCCCCAACUCCCUCUAAACAAUGGGAAGGGACUACCAUCAAUAAAGCCGCCACAGACUGGA
Messenger RNA from Sus scrofa (pig), 579 nucleotides. It is a transcript of the gene FCER1G, whose product is annotated as Fc epsilon receptor Ig. Lineage: Eukaryota; Metazoa; Chordata; Mammalia; Artiodactyla; Suidae. Gene Ontology annotation, biological process: Fc receptor mediated stimulatory signaling pathway; innate immune response; T cell differentiation involved in immune response. Gene Ontology annotation, cellular component: Fc-epsilon receptor I complex; external side of plasma membrane; membrane. The record is from RefSeq and is marked provisional. Gene Ontology annotation, molecular function: IgG binding; IgE receptor activity.